UUGGCCACUGACAACAUGCGGGCUCAUGUGCGAGGAGCUGCUGGUCGUAUGCCCGCAGGCUCAGCCGUCUGUGGGACGAUUUCGUGUCAGUAUCUCACUGAUCGUCGAGGAAAUAUGACGAAAAAAUUAACAAAGGAAGAAAUUAAGGAUAAACUAGAUGGGAAUGAGCUUGACCUGAGUCUUUGCAAUCUAAUCAAGGUCCCUGUGAGAGAGCUGGCCUCUCUUCCUAAGGCCACAGUUCUAGAUCUGUCCUGUAAUAAUCUAUCAUCCCUCCCGGAGUCAUUUUGCACCUUGCGCCAUCUUGUACGGCUUGAUUUGAGUAAAAAUGGGUUGACAGAGUUGCCAUGUGAUUUUGGCCAGCUCAGUCUACUCCAGAGACUGGACUUGUAUAGCAACCAACUUAGUGAGCUGCCCACUAGCUGCAGUCAGCUGAGAGAACUUAAAUGGCUGGAUCUUAAAAAUAACCCUGUGCAGACUCUAAUACCAGAUGUUGUUGGUGACUGUUUAAAUGCUGACGAAUGCAAGGCUUGUGCGAGGAAGAUGAUAAGUUAUUUGAAAGCAGAGGAAGCCAGAAAGGAAAGAGAUCAACAAAUAAUAAUAAUGGAGGAACAAAAAAGGAAAAAGGAUCUGGAACAGGAGAUGAAGAGAGAAAAGGAACUCCGUCGUCGGCUAAAGCAACAAGAGCGACAGCAAAAGAGAGAAGCUUAUGAGGCAAUGAAGAGACAAAAAAAACUCAUGGCCGAGGAGAUGCAUAGGGAUUUACAAUCUCAAGAGGAAUUUAUGGAGACAAGGCCACAGGCAGAAACACCGCCACCAGUUGAUGAUGACGGAGGCCUCAUAGGUAUUCUGCUGGUGCUGGUGGCUGUCACCAUGGUUGUCCUAGUGGGUGUGGUUUUGUUUUGCCAGUACGACCCCGCCUGUCGUGAGCUCCUGGCAUCUCUUGCCUCUUGACCCAAAUCAAUUAAAAAAUAGUGAAUUUUUAAGGACAAGAAUUUUGACAUCUUGUAAAUUUGGACAGCUGUCAGGCUCUGAGCUGUGAUACAGAGUUUUUAAAAUUAUUAUUAGAUAUUCUAAGAAUUCAGUAAUACAUCCAGAUAUUUAUUACCUCAUUUUACGAGGGCUCUGUAAAGAAUUUACUGAGAAAUAAAACAAAUGUUGUACUGA
Molecule: messenger RNA, 1164 nt
Organism: Nematostella vectensis (starlet sea anemone)
Lineage: Eukaryota; Metazoa; Cnidaria; Anthozoa; Actiniaria; Edwardsiidae
Product: leucine-rich repeat-containing protein 59
Exons: 7
Coding region: 16-951 (311 amino acids)
Molecular function (GO): protein binding
Source: RefSeq, a predicted model, not a curated record